Molecule: messenger RNA, 648 nt
Organism: Cucurbita pepo subsp. pepo (vegetable marrow)
Lineage: Eukaryota; Viridiplantae; Streptophyta; Magnoliopsida; Cucurbitales; Cucurbitaceae
Product: DNA-binding protein S1FA
Biological process (GO): regulation of DNA-templated transcription
Cellular component (GO): nucleus
Molecular function (GO): DNA binding
Source: RefSeq, a predicted model, not a curated record
ACGAGUCACGAGCCCAUUGCAAUGAAAAGAGCGGCCCAUAGAAAGCGCAGGACCCGGGUGGACCAAAUCGCCGAUUUAUAUGAAUCUUCCCGUUUUUCUUAGAGCUCGCCGACAAUUUGUUUUUCCGUCAACGCUUCACCGCUGAUCUGAUCUAUAUAAUUGGCUUUAAUCAGGAUCUUCCUGCCGGCCGAUCUGUCCGGCUCUGAGUUGUAGACAUGGCUUCAGCCAAUGGCAAGGGCAAUGUGAUCAAUGACGUUGAAGCAAAAGGAUUGAAUCCAGCGCUAAUAGUUCUUCUUCUUGUUGGUGGGUUGCUGCUGAUUUUCCUCGUAGGGAACUAUGCACUUUACUUGUAUGCACAGAAGAAUCUCCCUCCCAAGAAGAAAAAGCCAGUAUCUAAAAAGAAGAUGAAGAGGGACAGACUGAAGCAAGGAGUGUCUGCACCUGGAGAGUAAAAAACAACAGAAAAGAGAGAAAAUUUAGCUCCCCGAGGUUUCCUUCUCUGUAGAACGUUUUGAUUCUCAAAAUUUUCCUACAUAGACUAUCUUGAAAGUUGCUACAGGUAUUUCCUAUAUCUGCUGUCUUAAACUCUUCAGAAAUUGAACUUGAUUAUGAGUUUCCUAACUCUUAUUACAUGGGCUCUUUUCUCUA